ACUUCCCGGGGAUAUCCCGGGUUCCUCCUGAUCGAUCGUUUUUCAACAAUGGAAAGGGCAGACAAUGCUAUCAAGUGAUACAAAGCCUUGUCUUCGGUUAGCAAGUUGUGUAAUCCACAACACCAGACAAAUGGCAAUCAAGAAUUAGAGAAUCCCAAAAUGAGUCCCCAAAAUGAGUCUGUCGAUCCCAGCCGAUCAUUCGUGAACUAACAUCAGGUGGCGUCACCAGAAGUAGUGAUACGCGUGGAUGCAACUGGCUUGUUGGAUCCUUCUCAUCCAAACAUGAUGUAUAAGGUUGAAGAUCAGUAGCCAUAGUCUGAUCUAUGACGACACGCUAGCUCAAGCACUGAUGAAGAGAGAUACUGACAUCCAACGGUAUGAAAAUACCAAGGCUGGGGCUCCUUUCCCCCGCAAUUAGACAUCUGCACAAUGACGGCAGCCAAUACCUCCCGGUGGUCAGCUGAGACAAUUUUGGGGCAUUUGAAACAUUAUUUGAGGAGUGACCGACACUUGAAUCCCUCGAAAGACAUGUCUAUGGACGGGCAGAUCACGCGAAGUGAAACUCUCGCGACAAGCGCCGGAUUGGAGUGGCUUGGCAUACCCCAGGAAUGGCCGGGCGCAUUCAGCAAGUAG
Molecule: messenger RNA, 633 nt
Organism: Penicillium samsonianum
Lineage: Eukaryota; Fungi; Ascomycota; Eurotiomycetes; Eurotiales; Aspergillaceae
Exons: 1
Coding region: 430-633 (67 amino acids)
Source: RefSeq, a predicted model, not a curated record